AGUAAAAGAAUACUGGUGCGAUUCCAUUUGAGUUUGGCCAAUCGCAACAUUACUUCAAGGAACAUGUAAGAACCAUCGACGUCAGUGCCAGUUUGAUAGAGAUACGACGAUAAAGAGGAUAUUAAGUCAAGUGGAUGAUUACGUAAAUUUAAAUAUUCUUUUGAUAACCAAUCGGUGAAAGUAUUCAUGUCGAAUAACAGUCUCAGAGCUGUAUCGUAUGAUGCUUUGGUCCAUCAAGAAUAUCCAGAUAUCCGCUAUACAGUUAUUACAAAGGCCAACGAUAAUCAGUUUGAAAUAUUUUUACCAUCAUUUACAUUGAUUAUAAUCUUAAUGGUUAUUGGAUUACCGGGUAAUAUAUUAACUUUGCUUGUAUAUACUCGGCGUUUAAAGAAGGCUGUUGCUAGACAAUUUCUUAUAACGAUGGCGACAUGUGAUUUUCUAACAUGCGCGGUUGUUAUGCCAACAGAACUUGUAAUAAUGACACACUUUUUCGAUUUGGAUUUAAGAUGGCUGUGCAAGUUUUUUCGGUGGUUUGCCUACAGUGUGAGUAAUAUAUCAUGUCUAACACUACUAGCAAUUGCGUUUGAACGUUACAGACUAGUCUGCAAGCCUUGGAAACCAAAAUUCACGGAUACAACAUCAAGGCGCAUGUGUUAUGUGAAUAUUAUAAUAUCGGUUGCUACUGCGUUACCAAUGUUUUUCGUCUACGGGACACAAACUAUUCCGUUAUUUGCAAUACAGAAUAUUACCGACGGCAAUAGAUUUAAUACAUCUGUUGAAGGUCUAGAUGUUCUGAUUUACGGAAAGUCAUGCUUAAUGGAUGAUGCAAUGGAACAAUUAGCAUUUUCAUUUUCUUUCGUGACCUCCGUGGCACAUAUUUCGUCAUUUAUAAUAAUAUUCCUGACCCUAAUAGUAUUAUUUAGCCACAUCAUAAGAUCUUUGGCAAAGCGCCAGAAAGAAUCAAUUUGUCAAAAGGAGGGGAAAAUAAAAGAGUCCUCGGCAUACCGAAUACAGAAGAUUAUAUUUAUGAUGAUAAUUCUAACAUUGUUGUAUGGAAUUAGCUACCUUCCAUGUAUAGGUGUCGUCUGCUUACGUCUUAAUAAUCCUGCAUAUUACAACAAACUCUCGGCAGCUGGGAAAGCAGUUUUUCAAUUUUUGUUAAAGUCCUAUUUUUAUGUUCAGCUUUGAACCCGUUUGUCUAUUGUUUUUGUAACAAUGUAUUUUUAGAAGAAUUGCUUUCUAUUCUAAAGGCAAUGUGUCCUUCCCAUUGUAGGAAUCAGUCGCGAUUACACUUCGAAAAACAUGGCUCUAUUUUUAAGGUAGAGGAUAGUAACAAGAUACCAUCAACAAAGGAAGCGGAAACUAUAGAAGUACUGUAAGUCUUUCUGAUUCAAGAUUUCAUCAGGUUAAUAACGAAAUGUUCCAAAAAAGGUAAUGAAACGUAUUUUCAAUAUGUAAGUAAUUAUCAAAUUCUUAAACCACGACGUUCGUGUUGUAUUGUGACAUUUCCGUAUCACAAUGACGCCAUUUAACAUUGCUUAAGGUAUGAUGUACAAAAUAUAAAAGUAGCAUUUUGUUUAUUUUUGUGUUUAUGUAGUUUGUGUUUAUAUUCCAUACAAGCGUUUUGAAACGUUAUUCUUUAAAAUACGUUUUGUAUAUGGUCUGUUGUUGUUUUACUUUACAUGUUUUAAGACGUCGUUUUAUAUUAGGUAAUCCUAACCAGUGACGUCAAAUAUAUAAACUUAAACGGAUUUAAUUUUGACAUGAGUUUUACAUUUUAUUAUCUCGUUUAUGUUCUAUAUAUUGUAUGUUGUAUAUCUCACAACAAAGGCAUAUAUUUAGUAAAGAUCUUAUCUAAUACCAAAGUUUAUUAUUGGAUAAGAAAUAUCUAUGAGUGCAGGAGUUUGCACUACUUUUGAUUAAAACAGUAAACUAUUUAUUUUAUGCAUAAAGAUAUUUAUUGUAGAACGUGGUAGCAACAUAUUUAAAGUAGACAACAUGUGUG
Messenger RNA from Ruditapes philippinarum (Manila clam), 2005 nucleotides. Its product is annotated as tachykinin-like peptides receptor 99D. Gene Ontology annotation, biological process: G protein-coupled receptor signaling pathway. The transcript has a single exon. Bases 187 to 1188 code for a protein of 333 amino acids. The record is from RefSeq and is a predicted model, not a curated record. Gene Ontology annotation, cellular component: membrane. Gene Ontology annotation, molecular function: G protein-coupled receptor activity. NCBI's taxonomy places the organism in Eukaryota, Metazoa, Mollusca, Bivalvia, Venerida, Veneridae.